CAUCGAAACGUUUCCUCCAAUCAGAGCGGAGUGUGUUUUUUGUAGCUAUUGCACGUUAAUAGAUGGGACACUGAGUGACCUCGAGUCAUGAAGCCGUGUUUAUCUGUUCAUUCUGAGUUUGGUUGGGAAAUGAGUUGGAGAAGUUUAUAAGAAGGUUCGGUCCGUCACAGCCAGAGCCAUGUACUCGGGUAAAAGACGGGGAGAAAAUGGAAUUGGCGCCAUCAUCGACUUCCUGCUCUCCAACGCCCGAUUGGUUCUCGGCGUGGGCGGGGUCGCCGUCUUGGGCAUCGCCACGUUAGCUGUGAAAAAGCUGAUCGAACGUGCCGGCCGACCCCCCGAUGACGCCAACCCUGAGAAAAAGACAUCUGAAGGCUGGGAGGAACUUAGCUCUCCUAAACUGCUUCAGAAGGGCAUUGAGGGUGUGGUGAUAAAACAAAUUGCUGCAGCCACCCAGAAAGACCUGUCUCAGUCCACACCCCAGAACCAGUCCCAGACUCGGGGGAAUGGAUCCGACCCGUCUCAGUCUCGGAGACGGCUAGACCUCUGCGUGUUCACCUUCUCAGAAAGACUGGAGCAGUAUUACCGGACACGUGCGUGUCUGCCCCCGAGCGAAGUGUCCCGAGCUCAGCAGAAAGCGCUGGAUAUUGCCACAGAGAUUCAGGCCUUCCUGCACUCCAAGCACCCCGACAUGCCCCUGGGGGAGAACGUUAGCGGGUCGCUGCUCGACGACCUGCAGGUGGUCAAGGCUGAUCAUGCUUGCCUGCUCGUGCCACUGCAGCUGGAACCCAGUUUUUGGACCCCGAUCGCCGGAGAGGACACUUUUCUCGGCCAUCCUCAGUACUGCAUGCUGCGUCGAGGAAACCUGGAGUAUUUCCCGCGUGGGCGGAGCUAUUGGGACAGACACCUCCUCGGGGGCUACCUGUCCUCCCAACUCGUUGCCGAGCAACUACGCAAAUCCAUAAUGGAGUCGAUGAACUGGCCGUCGCUGGUUGGAACCCUGGAGCGCGAGGUGCGCCCGGUACUCGGGUCUCCGGCACUGAAACUGGAGAUCCGUGCCGAGGGAGAAAGCAGAAAUUUGGAUGAAGAGCAGCUGUUUAUUAGCAUCCUGCCGACCGUGCGCUUAGGGCGCAUGACGCUGACGGCACAGCCGGAAAUCACCGGGUCUUUUGACUACGUGUGGUACCAGAGCCUCUACACAAGCGAGACUACUCGCCUGGCCUGCCUCGACCAAUCGAACGACGGCUCGGGCGUUAGGAGGAAGUGCCUAAAAACGCUGAAGGCCGUGUGCCGAAACUGUCCCGCCCUCCACAAGCUGACUGGAGCUCAGCUGAGCAACGUCGUCCUGCACAUGAGCGAGAAGGAGUCCGAUUGGACCGAGGCGGCGUUUACGGACCGGUUCCAGCAGGCCAUCACCGAGCUAAUCGGGUACCUGGAGACGGGGUUCCUCCCCAGUUACUUUAAACCCGCUGUGAAUCUCCUGCAGGGCUUCACUGAGGACGACAUCGACGAGAUGGGCUUCAUGCUGUACUGCGCCGUGAGCGAGCCGGAGAUACUGCUCAUAUAACCAACUGUGCUUCUAAUAAACACUCAUGUCUCUACACACACACACACACACACUAUAAUGUGCUUCAUUCUGAUCGUGUGCAGUUCAUCGUUUUUAUUUAUCAUUUCAGAGAAACUUGUAUUUACUCUCCAGCUAUAAAAGAGUCUGAGGCGAUCACUUCACCUGAUUUUAUGCCUCAACCGCCAAAGAUCAUCAGAUCGUUGAACACUGGAGAGAGCCUCUCAUCACGAGCAGAAAUGACUGAUCAUCUCCAGAACUUUUGGAACUCAUGAUCGUUAUCAAAAUGGUCUUGAUCCUCAUUUACAGUGUGUUUUCUUCAGGCUGAUGGAGCUCCAUGGUUGUGGUUCCAGGAUCCGUGCAAAGUGACACAAAGUACACGCCUCAUCCCAUAGUCGCACGUGACUUCAACCGUUAGAGGUUUCAGCAGAUCUAAUUACAAACCACACCUUUAAAGCAGUAAAGCGUCCUCGCUCCAACAGAACCUUCUAGAUGGAGCAUUUGAAGUUCUGCUGAAGACCAAUCUGAUUGAGUGAUGCAGGGUUCACUACACUGUGCUGCAGUUACUUAUACAUGGAUUUUAUUGUUUAAUAAUCUGAUAAAUAUAUUGAUGGCACUUUAGUGAACCACGGAGAAAAACAAAGCAAUAAAAUAAAUCUGCUGUUUAUGAAAUCCCACUGCUGAAGCUGAAGACUCUGGUGUUUCUCUUGAGGUGUGUGUGUGUGUGUGUGUGUGUGUGUUGCAGUCUCCUCCCUGAACAAGGACCGCUCGUAAUAAUUCAGGGUCUGGAGAAUAAUUUCAGCUCUGUUAGAUGAAUAAAGUGUUAUUUUGAAUCAA
Molecule: messenger RNA, 2398 nt
Organism: Silurus meridionalis
Lineage: Eukaryota; Metazoa; Chordata; Actinopteri; Siluriformes; Siluridae
Gene: mief2
Product: mitochondrial elongation factor 2
Biological process (GO): mitochondrion organization; positive regulation of mitochondrial fission
Cellular component (GO): mitochondrial outer membrane
Source: RefSeq, a predicted model, not a curated record